AUGGGACCACCAUCAGAAGCAAUCCAUCCCUACCCAGAGGAUCCCCAAGAUGAACCCCAACAAACCGUCUUAAUAGUAGGCGCAGACCCAGUCCGCCUAGCCCAGUCCGGCAUAACGGUGGAAGUAAUCGAAAAAGAAAAGCAAUUAAGCGAAGAACCACGCGCAAGGACAUAUUACGCCAGCGCCUUAACAGCGCUGCACAAUAUGGGAAUCAUGCCCGACAUGAAGAGAAUAGGAUUCGUCUCGGAAGGGACAUCGGAUGCUUUGCUGGAUGUUUAUGCAAACGAGAGAGCAAAGGCUUUCCAGAUGUUUGUUGAUCUCCAAAGCACCCAGCACAAACUUCGACUCCAAAGCGAUCCAGAAACACUACAUGAAAAUUGGUUUAUUCGAUAA
Molecule: messenger RNA, 393 nt
Organism: Penicillium nucicola
Lineage: Eukaryota; Fungi; Ascomycota; Eurotiomycetes; Eurotiales; Aspergillaceae
Product: FAD-dependent oxidoreductase
Exons: 1
Coding region: 1-393 (130 amino acids)
Molecular function (GO): FAD binding
Source: RefSeq, a predicted model, not a curated record